UCCUGGAAAGGGUCAUGCUGGGAAGUAUGGGAAAGGUUCAGCUUUUGAUGCUCUUAGUUUAGGCUACUUUCAAAUGUUUCCUUACAGGGUGAAUUCUGGGAUUAUAAGAGGGUCGGUCUAAUCUGUUCUGUAUGACCAUAGGUAAUGCGAGGGGGAGGAGCGGAGACUGGAGAGGAAAGGGGAAAGGGUGGAGAAGCUGAACAGUGCUUGCAGCAGUAGGAAUCUAGUCACUAGCUGUUUUGCAGACUGCAAAACCAAAGAGAAUCAUACAGGGACUUUCCUUCUUUUGCCAAUAACUUUGGCUUCUAAAAUUUGAUUGCAUUGUUUUACCCAAAAGGAGUUUACAAGGGAAAAUACAGGGAUUUUGGAGAUCUGACCAGGAAAAACAGGUCAUACCAGAGGAUUCUGAGGUUUAAACGUGGAAACUGCUGAGAAGUGAAGGAGAACGUUACAUCCUCUCCCAGCCUUAGUUUGCAUGGAGCUGUAAUGUCGGGAUAACUCUGCCCCUCUUCAUGGGAGUUGUAUUCACGAUGGGUCCCUCAAAAAGCAACAGUCGGAGGAUCCUCCAGCAAGUGGUCACUAAUGCGACUGAGCUGGUGAAAGCCAUCCCGCAGGGCUGUGAUAAUGGGGCACUCACUGAUCGCUUUGGGGUUCUCAUCCAAAUGGUGCUAGCUGCAGCAGCGUUCAGCUGUCUCAUGUUGAAACGCUGGAGGGAACCAAAAGAAGAAAGACGACCCUGGAGAAUAUGGUUUUUUGACACUUCUAAACAAGCUGUUGGUGCUCUCUUCAUUCAUUUUACAAAUGUCUUCCUCUCACAGCUGACUGAAGAGGAUCCUUGCUCAUUGUACCUUAUGCAUUUUUUACUGGAUGCUACUCUUGGAAUGCUGGUCAUCUGGCUUUGUGUGAAAUGUGUAUCGAUAAUCGUGGAACCUCGACAAUGCACAACACUUGUAUUUGGGGAAUACGGGGACCCUCCGCAGGCAGCUGCAUGGCUUGGCCAGUGUGCGCUUUAUCUCUUAAUAAUGGUAAUUGAGAAGACCAUAAUAAGCCUUGUUCUACUCAUCAAAGUAUGGAUAAAGCUUCAGGAAAUUCUGUUGGACUACAUUCCAAAUCCUAAGCUGGAGCUUGUUCUGGUAAUGCUGGUGGUGCCCUUUAUAGUCAAUGUGAUAAUGUAUUGGGUGGUGGACAGUCUUAUAAUGAGGAAAUACAAAAGAGGAAAAGUCAAUGAUAUUUUUGAAAAUAAACUGAAUUCGGACAAUCUACCACCAGCAGCGGAUGAUGAAACACAAGUGUUGCUUGGGCCAUCCCCUGUACUUAUGUAUUGUUAACAUGUUCUAAAGACUCUGACAUCUGCUCCUGCUCAGCUUGAUCGAACAUCAUCUUGUGGUUUAUAUUUAAGACCACAUCCACAUAAUUUCAAUUCUUAAAGGACAUCCAGAGAAAACUGCUUGAAACAUACCAUCCCCUUCAUCGAAAUGUAUGGUGGUGAGGUGGAUCAUGAUGACGUGAAUUGUGUAGUCAUACACCUUGAACUUGCCCCUUGAACCUAUAUCCAGAAGAUAAGAGUGCCAUACAUCUACCCAGCAAUUCCCUGAUUUCCCAAUGGCGGUCUGUUGGUGAUGCGAUCCACUGGUCAGUGAACUCAGAUGAUCGUUAAUUUGUCAGGGGAUUGGCAAAAUUAUACAUGUUAAACAAAUACUGAUUCGCUGAGUCCAAUCAUUUUUGGUAGUAAUUGGUCUAUAGAGGAUUCCCAACAUGUUGGGUUUUGCCAGAUGACCCGAACAAGUCAUCGCAAAUCAGGAAUUGCUGCAUUUGAUUGUAGAUGUAUGGGCUCCUUUAGGCAAGUAUGAUUAGCCUAUACAUUAUCGUGGUGGUAAAGCACAAUGUUGCCUUAAAAGCUUUGAAAUUGUUAUAAUAUUGUAAUCAUAUUUUUUGCACAAAAUUUAAACCUAAUUUUUGUCUAUUAAAAUAUACAGAACUAGGGUCAAAAACCUAUUUUUGCCUAAAUGCUAAUAGUGCUUGUUAUUUUUAGUCUAGGUUUUUCAUUUUACUGGGUAUUUUAGCUAUUCAUUGGGCAAUACAGAGGUCUGUCCUUGACAUGCAGUUAGUUUAACUGCCAAGUAAUGGAAGGUCAUUUGAAAAACUGUUUUAUACAUUUGUACAAUGAAAUAUGUUGCUGUACAUGCCCUGCUGCAUUCUAUGACACUUUGGAAUUCAAUCAACAUCUCAUAAUCUCCGAUAAAUCAUGUCUCAUGUUGGCUUAUCGAGGAUAAUUAAAUAGCCCCGAGUGCGACAAUUAGUCGCAGUCACUGA
This is a messenger RNA of Pseudophryne corroboree (corroboree frog), 2313 nucleotides long. Its product is annotated as store-operated calcium entry regulator STIMATE-like. The record is from RefSeq and is a predicted model, not a curated record. Lineage: Eukaryota; Metazoa; Chordata; Amphibia; Anura; Myobatrachidae. The coding region runs from base 513 to 1328 and encodes 271 amino acids. Gene Ontology annotation, cellular component: membrane. The transcript is spliced from 8 exons.